Cuscuta europaea is the source of this 917-nucleotide messenger RNA. Lineage: Eukaryota; Viridiplantae; Streptophyta; Magnoliopsida; Solanales; Convolvulaceae. The record is from the annotation of a GenBank genome assembly.
GGGUUUUCUCUCCGUCAAUUUUGUGUGACUUCUUUUUCUUCAAAUUGACGGGGCGUUGACUCCAUGGAUGCUGACGGGAGUACGACAGGGGCAAGAGGGACGCUGCAGCCGCUCGAUCAACAGCGAAGGAACGACGCCAACAAGCGGUGGAUAGAUGGAACAAUGAAUCGAGGAACACAUUGAGGAGGUUUUUCCGGUGAUUGAUUCGGCUCUUUCAGCCGCGUCAGCCAUAACGCGCGUGCAGAUGAAGGUUGCUCAUCAGGAAUCCAACUACCAAGGGAUUUGUGGACGGAUGGAAGCAGAGCCUUGUGCGCUAGAGUUUGGAGUCGUGUCUUGUCCGCCGCGUCAACAAUCAUAGCAAUGGUCUGGCCUCCUUCUGAACCACCGCCAGAGGUUGAAUGAAGUGCUAGGGUUCAAGAAAUUUAUUUUGCUCAUUUAGUUUUCCUCAUGCUCCGUUUUUAUUUGGAUCUUUACUCUGUUUUGGUUGUGCUGUGUUUUUCGAGCAAAAAAACUUUAGAACUUAGGUCAGGAGACGAGGAGUCUGGUCUGCAAGUCAUUGGCUCAGUUAAGUCCAAAGCGGGAUCGGCAAAUUAUUUUUCUUUUACGGAGGUGAUUAAUUCUAAUUUUGGUUCUGAGGCGGAUGACAGACAUAAGAAGUUUUGUCAUUUUGUAACCUGCUUAAGUUCUGUUAAAAAAACGUGUAUUAUUUUAGAUUUAGUUUUUCAAUAUCUAAUUUUAGUUUGGAAAGAAUGAUCCUGAUCUAUUUGGAUGUAAUUAUUUUCCAUACUUUUUGGGUGUAAAAUUGAUAAUAAGUCUCUAUGUAAAGAAACACCACAUUGUAAAUUGUAAUCACAAUCGUAUUACGGUUGAAAAUGAAGCAUCAAAUUAAGUCAGUUGAUUACAUUACGUUCGUUACA